AUGGCAGUCAAAAGCCAACUCGGUGUAACUUACACCACAAAUACCUUUCCUCCUAGCCCACCUCGGACUGUCGGAAAUUCUCAUGCUGGUAGCGACGACGAACGAGACGAAGUCGAUGCUACACCAACGACUCCUCCAGUAGAGAAGCUUGGCCAGCUUCUGAAGCCCUACUCUCUUCCACCCGCAAACACUCCUACCCAUGUUCUCCCAGAAGACCUGAAAACACCAGACCACCGCGUUCACCGGGAUCCCAGGCUAAUACGGCUCACGGGUGUUCAUCCCUUCAAUGUCGAGCCGCCCCUGACAGACUUAUACGAUGAGGGCUUUCUGAACAGCGAGAACCUGCAUUACGUUCGCAACCAUGGCCCAGUACCUCACUGCCCCGACGAUGAAUCCCUGAAUUGGACAUUUACUGUUGAUGGACUUGUGGAAAAGCCUUUCACAAUUACUGUCCGCGACUUGAUUCAGAAGUAUGACCAGUUCACAUACCCUGUUACGCUGGUGUGUGCUGGUAAUCGUCGAAAGGAACAAAAUGUGGUUCGCAAGUCCAAGGGCUUCUCUUGGGGAGCCGCUGGGCUCUCAACUGCUCUGUGGACUGGUGUGCCGAUUGGUGCUCUUCUGAGAAUGGCCAAGCCCAAACGAGCUGCGAAAUAUGUAUGCUUUGAGGGAGCAGACAAGCUGCCUAACGGGUACUAUGGCACAUCUGUCAAGCUCAACUGGUGCAUGGAUGAGAACCGAGGCAUCAUGGUCGCCCACAAGAUGAACGGCCAGUCGUUGCAUCCAGACCAUGGUAAACCUGUACGUAUUAUCAUCCCUGGGCAGAUUGGCGGGCGCAGUGUCAAAUGGCUCAAGAAAAUCACAAUCACAUCCGAGCCCAGUGAUAACUGGUACCACAUCUACGACAACCGUGUCCUUCCCACCACAAUAUCGCCCGACGCUAGUGCAAACUUGCCAGACGUCUGGAAAGAUGAGAAAUACGCCAUCUACGAUCUGAAUGCCAACAGUGCCAUCUGUUACCCCCGACACGACGAGCGGCUCGUUUUGGCAACUGCUCCAGAUACGUACAAGGUUCGGGGUUACGCUUAUGGCGGCGGCGGGAAACGAAUCACUCGGCUCGAAGUUACCUUGAAUAAAGGUAAAUCAUGGCUGUUAGCAGGCAUCCGCUAUCCCGAGGAUGACUACCGUCGCGCCCCCGACGGCGACUUGCUGUACGGCGGCAGCACUGACAUGUGGUGGCGCGAGACGUGCUUUUGCUGGUGCUUUUGGGAAAUCGACAUUCCUGUCGCCGACCUCGGCGCCGCCGACGACAUCAUGAUCCGCGCCAUGGACGAGGGCAUGAUGGUGCAGCCGCGCGACAUGUACUGGAGCGUGCUCGGCAUGAUGAACAAUCCAUGGUUCCGCGUCGUGAUCCACAAGGAAGACGGCGCGCUCCGCUUCGAGCAUCCUACCCAGCCGGCGCUGAUGCCCGGUGGGUGGAUGGAGCGCGUCAAAGCCGGCGGCGGCAACCUCACCAACGGCUUUUGGGGCGAGAAGACGGCAGCGGAGGAGGAGCAGGUGCUAGCAGAGCCGGAAAAGGAGAUUUGCAUGACGAAUCCAAAAGUGGACCGCAUCAUCUCUCUGGAGGAGCUCAAGGCGCACGAGGGAGAGACGGAGCCUUGGUUCGUGGUCAAUGGGCAUGUGUAUGAUGGCACGCCGUACCUGGACGAUCACCCAGGUGGCGCGACAUCCAUCAUCAACGCCGCAGCCCAAGAUGCAACUGAAGAAUUUAUGACAAUCCAUAGUGAAAAUGCCAAGGCCAUGAUGCCGCAGUAUCACAUUGGCACUCUCAAUGAUGCAGCCCGCAAAGCUCUCGAAGGCAGUGCCGAGGAGAGCCCAGCAAGCGACCCAACACGCGCUGUAUUUCUUCAACCAAAAUACUGGAGCAAGGCUAUCCUCGAGACCAAGACGGAUGUUUCCUCUGACAGCAAAAUAUUCUCCUUCCGUCUCGACCACGCGGCCCAGUCCAUCGGUCUCCCGACAGGCCAGCACCUUCUCGUGCGCCUCCGAGAUCCGGCCACGCGCGAAGCUGUCAUCCGUGCGUACACGCCCUUAUCAGAGACACAUGCCAAGGGCCAGCUCGACAUCCUCAUCAAAAUUUACCGAGAUGUCCCCGGCCAGCCCGGCGGCAAGAUGACGCAGGCGCUCGACUCGAUCCCCCUCGGCCACUUUGUGGAUAUCAAAGGCCCGGUUGGCAAGUUUGAGUACCUCGGCAAGGGACACUGCACCGUGUCCGGGACGUCGAGGCACGUGCGCCGCUUCGUCAUGAUUUGCGCAGGGUCCGGCGUCACGCCCAUCUUUCAGGUGCUGCGGGCCGUGACGUGCGACGCGCAAGACGGGACGGAAUGUCUGGUGCUGGACGGGAACCGCUGCGAGAAGGACAUUCUCUGCAGGGAGGAGCUGGACGCCAUGGUGGCCAGGGCGCCGGCGAGGACGACGCUGCUGCACAAGCUCUCCCGGCCAGACGCGUCGUGGUGCGGCCUGCGAGGGCGCAUGGAUAAAGAGUAUCUGGAGGAGCACAUUGGAGGCUUUAGGAAGUCGGAUGGUCGUGAAAUGGUGCUGGUGUGUGGUCCAGCAGCGCUCGAGGAGACUGUAAGGAGUGUUCUCGUGGAAAUGGCAUGGAAGCCUGAAGACAUGCUCUUCUUUUAG
This is a messenger RNA of Beauveria bassiana ARSEF 2860, 2685 nucleotides long. Its product is annotated as Nitrate reductase. Lineage: Eukaryota; Fungi; Ascomycota; Sordariomycetes; Hypocreales; Cordycipitaceae. The record is from RefSeq and is a predicted model, not a curated record. The transcript has 2 exons. Bases 1 to 2685 code for a protein of 894 amino acids. Gene Ontology annotation, molecular function: nitrate reductase (NADPH) activity; molybdenum ion binding; molybdopterin cofactor binding. Gene Ontology annotation, biological process: nitrate assimilation; nitric oxide biosynthetic process.